Molecule: messenger RNA, 697 nt
Organism: Sphaeroforma arctica JP610
Lineage: Eukaryota; Ichthyosporea; Ichthyophonida
Product: thioredoxin 1
Exons: 3
Coding region: 193-528 (111 amino acids)
Molecular function (GO): protein-disulfide reductase activity
Source: RefSeq, a predicted model, not a curated record
GAGAGGAGAAGGGAGGGAAGGACUGCUGCCCGGCUGCCCGCUGGUCCUGGAACCUGGAGAGUUGGACAUAUAUAUUUACAUCAUUACCAUACAUACAAACACGACGAAGUGCAUCAUAUAAAAGAGGUUGUAGAACGGUCCACGAAUCAGUAUAUACUAUUUCCAGUUAAAGACCAACCUACAUAUACAAUCAUGGUGAGAAAAGUAGAAUCCAAGGAAGAGUUUUACCAACAGACUGGUCUGCUCAAACUGACUAUUGUAGACUUCUUCGCCGUCUGGUGUGGUCCCUGCAAGAUGAUUGCACCUUUCCUAGAGGAAUUGGAUGCCAAGUUCGCGGACGUUGACUUUAUCAAGGUCGACGUGGAUGAGCUUGAGGAGUUGGCAGGAGAGUGUGGUAUCACUGCCAUGCCCACAUUCCAGUUCUACAGAGACGGCAAGAAAGUUGCGGAGGUCAAGGGCGCUAACAAAGCCAAGCUUGAAGAUCUGAUCUCGGCUCACCACAAAGAAGACAAGGUCAAUCAAGCAUAGGGAAUAUAGUACGAAUAAAUAAAUUCUAGUACACCCGGGAAUUUGUGACACAUAAUGUAAAAACAAUCUGUGUAUGCAUAUUUAUGUAUAUAAUGUCUGAAAAGAAGGAUGUUAGAAAUAAAUGGCAAUCGCUGCCAAUGCUGCAGUUUGAGUGGAUUUCACUAGUCGA